UUAGCACUAUAAUAAAAAUGAUUCCUUUUACUUUAGAAAUAAUAUAUGCUCUAUUUCUAUAUGUAUAUAUAUUAACUAACAUUAUAAUUUUUCUAUAUUUUUAAAUUUAUAUAUAUAUUUAUUAUCUCAAUCACCUUUUUUGUUGCAGUCUCCCAAAACCCUUCUUUAAUCUUUAUUCUCUCUACUCAUGAGAAUCUUCACAACUUUUCUCCUCUCAUCUUAUAUAUAUAUACAUAUUUAUAACUACUUGAGCAAGAUUGAAUUAAUCAGUUGAAAAUAACUGAAUAGACAAUCCCUAUAUAUAAUAAAAAGCUUUACUAAGCUUCAACAAUGGUGAAAAUGGAGUUAUUUGAGUACAAAGAAGUGUUAGAAGCCACAGACAAUUUCUCCCAAUCAAGAAUCAUCGGUAAAGGAAGCCAUGGAUCAAUCUUCUUAGCCACUUUCCCCAAAUUACUCGCUGUAGUUAAAAAAUCUCAUAAUCAUAAUUUGAUUAUUGAAAAUGAGGUAAGAAUAUUAUUAUCGUUAUUAUCUCAUAAUAAUAAUAUUAGUAAUAAUCACAUAAUAAACCUUAUCGGAACGAGUCAAGACUCGGUCUCAACUCACCGAGUCAUAAUCCUCGAGUUCAUGCCAAACGGUUCAUUACACGACUCGCUCCACGUCAUCAAAACGCCGCCGUCUUGGCCCAAACGACUCGAAAUCGUUCUCCAAAUCGCCGCCGCCGUUAAAUUCCUCCACCGAUAUGGGAUUAUCCACAGAGAUAUUAAGUCCGAGAACGUUUUGUUCGAUUCAGAUUGGGUUGCGAAACUCGCCGAUUUCGGACUCGCCGUCGAGGAGUUUUCCGGUGAAGCUGUUCCGCCGGCCGGCACGAUUGGGUAUUUGGAUCCUUGCUAUACGACGUCGUCUAAGCUCAGUACGAAAAACGACGUGUUUAGUUUUGGCGUUUUGGUUUUGGAGAUUUUAAGUGGGAGAAAAGCUAUGGAGAUUAGUAAUAAAACGACGUCGACUGAUAUAAGAGAAUGGGCUUUGCCUUUGAUUGAAAAACGACAGUGGAAUGAGUUAUACGACAAGAGAAUUCCGUUCCCGAAUGGUGGUGAUGACGUGGUGAGGGGUUUGAAGGAAUUGGCUUACGUGGCGGCGAGUUGUGUGUCGUUGGAUGAAGAUUGUCGUCCGUGUAUGGUUGAUGUCGUUGAUGGAAUAGUAAGCAGAUCACAGCAAAAACGACAACAAGUUGGGAGGAUUUGGAGUAGCGUUUUGAGAAAUGUUAUGCUUGUUCGGAUGAUUAAGGGGCAAAAUGGUAAAUUGGUGAAACGGUGUCGUUUUAGUAGUGGGAUUGAAUAUUGUGAAGAAGAGGAAGAGGAGGCUACUAAUCAUGUUUCGAAAGGGAAUAAUAAUAAGAAGAUUGUGUUAUUAAGAGACCUAAUUUUGGCUGAUGAUCAUGAUCAUACCAAUUAGGUAUAUUAUUUGUUUUUUUUACAUUUAUGUCUUGUUUUAAAACACAAACAUAUUUUUAUCUUUCCUAAUUUAUAUAUUUUUGUUUUUGUAUUAUCAAAUUAAUGUUUGGUGUAAAUAUUCAACCGUGUGAAUAAAAAUAUAUAGAGUUACCAUU
Molecule: messenger RNA, 1606 nt
Organism: Cannabis sativa
Lineage: Eukaryota; Viridiplantae; Streptophyta; Magnoliopsida; Rosales; Cannabaceae
Product: serine/threonine-protein kinase-like protein At5g23170
Exons: 1
Coding region: 331-1452 (373 amino acids)
Biological process (GO): protein phosphorylation
Cellular component (GO): plasma membrane
Molecular function (GO): protein kinase activity; ATP binding
Source: RefSeq, a predicted model, not a curated record